CUCAACGCCACCAAGAUGCCCAACAGCUGCGUGCAGAUCGUCGACACUGUGUUCGGCGACUUCGCGGGCGCCGACGUGUGGAACCCCAACACGCCGCUGUCCGAGGACUGCCUGUACGUGAACGUGGUGGUGCCGCGGCCGCGACCGCGCUCGGCCGCCGUCAUGGUGUGGAUCUUCGGCGGCGGCUUCUACUCGGGCACCGCCACGCUCGACGUCUACGACCACAAGACCCUGGUCUCCGAGGAGAACGUGAUACUGGUGUCGAUGCAGUACCGCCUCGCGUCGCUUGGGUUCCUGUUCUUCGACACGAGCGACGUGCCGGGCAACGCCGGCAUGUUCGACCAGCUGAUGGCGCUGCAGUGGGUGCGCGACAACAUCCACCACUUCGGCGGCAACCCCAACAACGUGACCUUGUUCGGCGAGUCGGCGGGCGCCGUGUCCGUCAGCCUGCACCUGCUGUCCCCGCUGAGCCGCAACCUGUUCAGCCAGGCCAUCAUGGAGUCGGGGUCGCCGACGGUGCCCUGGGGCAUCAUCGACCGCGAGGAGAGCAUCCUGCGCGGGCUGCGGCUCGCCGAGGCCGUGGGCUGCCCGCACUCGCGCUCCGACGUGCGCGCCGUCGUCGCCUGCCUGCGCACCAAGAACGCCACGGACCUGGUGAACAACGAGUGGGGGACCCUGGGAAUCUGCGAGUUCCCCUUCGUGCCCGUCAUCGACGGCGCCAUGCUGGACGAGAGCCCGCACGAGUCGCUCAAGGCCAAGAACUUCAAGAAGACCAACAUCCUGACGGGCUCCAACACGGAGGAGGGCUACUACUUCAUCCUGUACUACCUGACGGAGCUCUUCAGGAAGGAGGAGAACGUGUACGUGAGCCGCGAGGAGUUCCUGCAGGCGGUGCGCGAGCUCAACCCCUACGUGAACAACGUGGCGCGGCAGGCCAUCGUGUUCGAGUACACCGACUGGCUCAACCCCAACGACCCGAUCAAGAACCGCGACGCCCUGGACAAGAUGGUGGGCGACUACCACUUCACGUGCAACGUGAACGAGUUCGCGCACCGCUACGCCGAGGCGGGCAGCAACGUGUACAUGUACUACUUCAAGCACCGCUCGGCGAACAACCCCUGGCCGUCGUGGACAGGCGUGAUGCACGCAGACGAAAUCAACUACGUGUUCGGCGAGCCGCUGGACGCGAGCAAGAACUACCUGCCGCAGGAGGUGGAGCUGAGCCGCCGCAUCAUGCGCUACUGGGCCAACUUCGCCAAGACGGGGAACCCCAGCCUGUCGGACGACGGCACCUGGACGUCCACCUACUGGCCCGUGCACACGGCCUACGGCCGCGAGUACCUCACGCUGGACGCCAACUCCACCGAGACGGGCCACGGGCCGCGACUCAAACAGUGUGCCUUCUGGAAGAAGUACCUGCCGCAGCUCAUGGCGGCCACGCAGCACUGCCAGGCGAACGCGGCGGAGCAGUGCACGAGCGGCGGCGGGUCUGCGCAUGCGCCCUGGCGCGCGCUCCCCCUCCCCCUCCUGCUGCUGCUGCUGCUGCUGGCCUCCGGCGCG
This is a messenger RNA of Bacillus rossius redtenbacheri, 1560 nucleotides long. RefSeq names its product acetylcholinesterase-like. Gene Ontology annotation, biological process: choline metabolic process; acetylcholine catabolic process. The record is from RefSeq and is a predicted model, not a curated record. The transcript has 3 exons. The annotation marks the transcript as partial. Gene Ontology annotation, cellular component: plasma membrane. Gene Ontology annotation, molecular function: acetylcholinesterase activity. Lineage: Eukaryota; Metazoa; Arthropoda; Insecta; Phasmatodea; Bacillidae.